This is a messenger RNA of Suillus subaureus, 1877 nucleotides long. Its product is annotated as cytochrome P450. The coding region runs from base 103 to 1632 and encodes 509 amino acids. The record is from RefSeq and is a predicted model, not a curated record. NCBI's taxonomy places the organism in Eukaryota, Fungi, Basidiomycota, Agaricomycetes, Boletales, Suillaceae. Gene Ontology annotation, molecular function: iron ion binding; monooxygenase activity; heme binding. The transcript is spliced from 11 exons.
GGACACCCACGGCUCAUCACUGCUCAGACCGAUUCAGACCCACAUUCUCGAUCAGACAUCUAAAUUUCAUUCCUACCAUCUUGUCCCAGCCCACUUGACAUCAUGAUGAUGGAAACUUUCAUCACGAGUGUCAACUAUGCCGCUGGUGUCGCCGCAAUUAUAGUGUUACUCGUCAUGUUAUACAAGACAUCUCCCUUAGCAGGUAGGAAGGGCAUCCCGCUUCCACCUGGACCUCCCGCCCGUUGGUUCUGGAGCAACGCUUUGCCUGCUGUGAACAUUGCCCAUGCGCUGACCGACUUGGUUCGAGAGUAUGGGCCGAUUGUGUCGUUCCAACAAGGUAGCCAAGUGAUAAUUGUGAUCGGCAGCAUUGAGGCAGCCACAGACAUCAUGGAGAAAGAGGGCGGGUCACUGGUAGAUCGACCUCGGUCCAUUGCCGCGGGUGAGAUGCUCUCAAAUGGCAUGCGCAUAGUCCUGGCUCGUUCCGGAGAUCAAUUCCGGCGCCUCCGAAAAGCAGUACACACCCAUUUACAGCCAAAGGCGGCAGAGGCAUACAAAGAUAUGCAGCGCAAGCAUGCGAUGGAUUUUAUAUUGGACAUGUUGAAUGACCCAAAGAACCACCAGAAGCACGCACAUCGGUAUGCAGCAUCGGUCAUUCUUCGGGUGACUUAUGGAAAGUCUGCGCCUACUGCCAACACCGAUCCCGAAGUUGUCCGUAUCCGCAGAGCUGUUAAACAUUUCCAGGCUACAACUCGCCCAGGAGCUAAUCUCGUCGAUCGUGUGCCCCUUUUGCGCUACUUGCCUGGUUACGGAAAACAACUUGAUGAGUGGCAUCAUGAGGAGCUGGAGCUAUACAGGCAUCAACUAAGACGCGUCAAGAGUGAAGUGGAUCAAAAUACAGCUGGCUCCUCUUUCGCCAAGACACUAUUGGAGAACACAGAAGGAUACCAACUCUCUACAGAUGAGAUGUCGUAUCUCGCCGGAUCACUCUUUAUGGCGGGAUCUGACACGACUGCUAUUGGAAUAACCGCUAUUAUCAUGGCCGCGGCAUGCCAUCCACUGGCUCAGGCAAAGGUACAUGAAGAGCUCGAUAUGGUUAUCGGGUCAGACAGAGCGCCGAUAUUCGAAGACUCAAGCUCGCUCCCUCAAUUGCACGCAUUCUUGUUGGAAGCUUUGAGAUGGAGACCUAUCGUUCGCAUAGGAUUUCCCCACCGUGCAACUAAGGAUAUUUUUUGGCAAGGAUAUUGCAUUCCCGAGGGUGCAACAGUCUAUGGGUGCCAUUGGACUAUCUCCCGUGACCCUAUCGCCUUCCCAGAUCCUGAUGUUUUCAAUCCCCAGCGUUGGCUUGAUUCAGAAGGCCGACUUAAGGAUAAUAUGAACUCGAAGCUCGUGACAUAUGGGUUUGGUAGACGUGUAUGUCCCGGCCUGCACCUCGCAAAUCAGUCAUUGUACAUUACCCUCGCACUUCUUUUGUGGUCUUUCCGCAUUGCUCAACGACCUGACGCCCCAAUCAACACGCACGCUUUCAGUGACGUGAUUAUUGCCCAUUCAGCGCCGUUCGAAAUUGAUGUCAUUCCCCGGAUGAAUGUUGCGAAGCUGAGAGACAUGAUGACAACCGAUGGACGUAUGGAUUAGAGAUAUCAUGUAGGAAUUUGUCCCCGAUGCCUCCGCUUUUUCUGAGGACCCGUCUUCAGGAAGAUUACUCCUUCAAAGGUGUAUAACCAUUGUUUAUCAAUCUGGGUUCGGCACAAUCACCGCAUUCCCGGGGCUUGCAGUAGGAAUCAAGUAGUAAUUUUUUCGUUCUAUCUAUGUACCAUGUUUUCACAGUCUACCAUAUGUAAGGAAAUGGUCGGAAGCAAUUCGCAUGACACCCAUGUGUG